AUGAAGCCUCACAAAGUGACCGAAGAGGAACUACAAGAGCACAAGAGUGCCAGCUUUCUGUAUUUUGAUUUGGAGAUAUAUGUGUCAGAAAACCACGAAUUGGUGCCUAACCUUGCGGUUGUGCAGGACGACGAAGGACACGAAUGGAUUUUUCCGGAAGAAGGUAGUCCCUUAGGCGGUAACGUUACUGACCAGCUGUGUACGUUUUUAUUCAAUGAGCGACACAGAGAUCACUACAUCAUCGCCCAUAAUUUCAAGGGAUUUGAUGGCUAUUUUAUUUUGCGUUGGUUACUGGAAAACGGAAUAGUCCCAAAAGUUAUUAUGAACGGUGGAAAGAUACUGCAAAUGGAUGUGUCGGAAUUCAGUAUUCGCUUCCGGGACAGCUUCAACUACAAUCCGCAAAGCCUUGCAAAAUGGCCAGCAACCUUCGGCAUUCGGGACAUUGGAAAAGGCACAUUUCCGCACCGAUUCAAUCGUAGAGAAAACUGGGACAAGGUUCUUCCUUUUCCGCAGCCAGAAGAGUACGGAUUUUCAUGUAUGAACAGGAAAGCGAAGGAGUCAUUUAUGUCUUGGUAUGCUACGGAAGCGAAAGAAAAAGGUUACCUUUUCGACUUCCGGAAAGAGAUUGAAGAGUAUUGUCGCAUGGAUGUGACGGUAUUACGCACGUGCUGCCAACAGUUCCGCCGUUUAUUCCAAGAAAUCAGCAACGGAUUGUGCCCUUUUGUCUCGGCUAUGACGAUUGCUGGUGUUUGUAAUCGAAAUCGCCAAGAAAUGGUUAGCCUGGAUAGAAAAGAAGAGGAGUGCAUUUUGGAAUCUACCUUGACGGGAUCUGAACACCAGAUUGGGCCGUUUUUUGUUGACGGAUACCGUGCCGAUAUCAAUCACGUUUACGAAUUUUACGGCUGUUGGUACCACGGGUGCCCUCAGUGUGAAGCUCCUGAAACCAUACACCCUUUCCGGGAUAUUCCAAUGUCGGAAAUAUACAACGAAACCCAGGAACGGGAGAAAUAUAUCCGCAGCCAGGGAUACGGUGUGACCACCAUAUGGGAACAUGAAUUUGUGGAUCAGAUAAAGUCGGAUCCCGAACUGAGAUCUUUUGUUCAAAAACUCUCCUUUAUUGCUCCUCUGGAUCCACGAAAUGCAUUCUACGGUGGUCGUACUAAUGCCGUCAAGCUUUUUCACCAGAUAUCCGGUGACGAAACUAUAAGUUAUUAUGACGUCAACAGCGAAUACCCAUACGUCAACAAAAACAAACGGUAUCCCGUUGGUCACCCGAAAAUAAUAACCAAAGAUUUUGAAGAUAUUGGAAGUUAUUUUGGUGUUGCCCUGUGUCAAGUGCUUCCUCCUGGGGAUUUGAAACUACCAGUACUACCAUAUCGCUCGGGUGGUAAGUUAACGUUUCCUUUGUGCCGGACAUGUGUGGACAAGUACCAAAACUCUAAGUGUGAGCACACCGAUGAAGAGCGCGCUUUAACGGGAGCCUGGUGUACACCGGAAAUAAACGAAGCUGUGAAUCGUGGAUACGUGGUCCAAAAGAUUCACGAAGUCUGGCAUUUUGAGCAGCACGAAGACCGUCUUUUUGAAAAGUAUAUCAACAAGUUCUUGAAGAUCAAAACGGAAGCAAGCGGUUGGCCUGCCCACGUCCACACUGAAGCUGAUAAGCAGCAAUACAUUCAAGAUUUUAAACAGCAUGAGAACAUUGAACUGGAUUAUGAAAAAAUCACUCCAAAUGCUGGACUGCGUUCACUGUCUAAACUUUGUUUAAACAGUUUCUGGGGACGUUUAGGAAUGCAAGAAAACAAGCUCAGCACUGCCUAUAUUACUGAACCACAAAAGUUUUACGAUAUAUUGUUGUCGGGAAAAUAUCAUGUGCAUUCUUGGGACAUGUUCUCGGAAGAUGUUGUGCAGUUGACAUACACCAAAGAAAGCGGUUUCGCGGAUCGUAAUCCGAACACCAAUGUCAUUUUAGCGGCGUAA
This is a messenger RNA of Paramacrobiotus metropolitanus, 1977 nucleotides long. RefSeq lists its product as uncharacterized. The record is from RefSeq and is a predicted model, not a curated record. NCBI's taxonomy places the organism in Eukaryota, Metazoa, Tardigrada, Eutardigrada, Parachela, Macrobiotidae. The coding region runs from base 1 to 1977 and encodes 658 amino acids. Gene Ontology annotation, molecular function: DNA-directed DNA polymerase activity; nucleotide binding; DNA binding. Gene Ontology annotation, biological process: DNA replication. The transcript is spliced from 5 exons.